Pyricularia oryzae 70-15 is the source of this 769-nucleotide messenger RNA. RefSeq lists its product as uncharacterized. The transcript is spliced from 7 exons. Bases 188 to 769 code for a protein of 193 amino acids. Gene Ontology annotation, biological process: intracellular water homeostasis; monoatomic ion transport. Lineage: Eukaryota; Fungi; Ascomycota; Sordariomycetes; Magnaporthales; Pyriculariaceae. The record is from RefSeq and is a predicted model, not a curated record. Gene Ontology annotation, molecular function: mechanosensitive monoatomic ion channel activity.
AGCCACCUGGCCAGCAACCGAUUCAACAAGCGCAAAAACUUCUGACGAAGCUGCAGCUUGUCAAGUUUUGAUCGCGCCCCGUCUGAAGCUGGAGCUAUCAAUUCCGCUUGUCCACAGUAUUCUGUAAACCGGUUCCCCCUCCUCGCGCAGCUGAUACAAGAAACUCUCUCUCCCCCGUCAUCCCAAAAUGCCGGGCAGUUAUCGUGAUGAUCCCCCCAGCGAUGACGAAGAUCAACGUUGGGCUGAGAGGUUCGAGGACGGUGAGAGGCGCAUACGUCGCGUCUGGGAUGGGUUUUUGGAUUUUGCGCUCCAGGGAAACAUUCUCGAGAUCGCUUUUGGUUUGAUACUUGCCGCCGCAUUCACCAGCAUCAUCAACUCUCUUGUUUCUGAUAUUCUGCUCCCUCCCCUGAGUGUCCUCUUUCCUCUGAACAAAAACCUCGACGAGAAAUUUGCUGUGCUCAAGCCAGGCCCAAACUUCGAUCCCGCGAAUGGUGGCUAUCCGACUAUCCAGUUGGCACAAGAAGACAGUGCCGUGGUCAUGGCAUGGGGAUCGUUUGUCAACAAGGUCCUGAACUUUCUUGGUCUUGGCGUCAGUCUGUAUGCACUUGCAGGCCUUUACCAGUACUUCUCCAACGACCCCAUAAUCAAGCAUCUGAAAAAGUGCCAAUACUGCAAGAAGAUUCCAAACAGGCGAAGCGCUGCGUCAACUGUACAAGCUGGCUUGAUGGAACUGAGGAUCGACGCCACUAGUGUUCUGCUGCCAGUGUAA